This is a messenger RNA of Striga hermonthica, 1299 nucleotides long. The record is from the annotation of a GenBank genome assembly. Lineage: Eukaryota; Viridiplantae; Streptophyta; Magnoliopsida; Lamiales; Orobanchaceae.
AUGGAGGACAUUACGUCCCAGCUCUCGGCUACGGAGUGCAGUCCGAAUAUCCCUCUUGGUAUGAAGAAUAGGCAAUCAUCAGCAGUAAUGGAAGUCGUCCACAGGCACGGUCCAUGUGCUGACGAGAGUAAUGAAAGAAAAGCUAUAUUAUCCCGACCCAGCGCAGCCGACAUCCUUCGCAACGAUCAUUUAAGGGUGCAAUCCAUCAACAAUCGUGGUGGUGAUGUUCGCUCUCCCCUCAUCUCUGGCGAUUCCCUAGACGCGGGCAACUACAUCGUCACCAUGGGCCUCGGCACGCCAGAACAAAAGCAAUUCCUCAUUUUAGACACCGGCAGCGGCGUGACGUGGGCUCAAUGCAAACCGUGCCAUUUGGGAGAAUGCUAUAGUCAGAAAGGCCCAUUAUUCGACCCUAGCAAUUCAUCUUCCUUCUCCUUCAUCCCAUGCAAUUCUAGUGAUUGCUCUCUCGUGCCUCACGGGGACUAUCAAGACUGCUCCUCAUCCGACAAAUGCAUCUACUCCGUCACAUAUGGUGAUGGCUCCACUACCACUGGCUACUUAAGCAUAGACACACUCACAGUCUCACCAAACGUGGCAGUACCAGAUUUCCUGUUUGGCUGUAGCGAAGAGGCUGGGGGCCUUUUCGGACGUGUAUCUGGACUUCUGGGCUUGGACAGAGGAAACGUGUCCCUAGUUUCCCAAACUGCUGAUAUAUUUCAUGAAUGUUUCUCCUACUGCUUACCUUCCAACACAUCCUCCAAAGGCUUCCUGGCAUUGGGAAAAGAUUACGAUGAUGCCACCCAAUUCACGCCAUUGAUUUUCAAACCGGAACACCCAUCGUUCUACUACAUCGACAUAACCUCCAUAGCCGUGGAAGGAAGCGACUUACCCAUCGGUCCAGAUGCUUUUACGGGCAGCGUUAUCAUAGACUCGGGCACAGUGAUCUCCCGUCUCCCGUCGAAUGUAUACAGUUCGUUGAGCAACAAAAUUACGGAGGUGAUGACCAAAAAGUACAACUACAGCACUGCACCACCAGUUGAGAUACUGGACACUUGUUUUUUUCGCAAGGAAAAAGAUGUUGCUCCAUCUAUGUCCUUCACCUUUCAGAAAAACGUGCAAAUUCAUUUGGAUGCCUCCGGAAUAUUUUAUGUUGUCGACAAAUCGGUAAUGUGCCUUGCUUUUGCCGGGAAUACAGACAUUGUCGAUUUCAUCAUUUUUGGCAACUCGCAGCAAAAGACAUUCGAGGUCGUGUACGAUGUUGCCAACAACAAAUUAGGGUUCCGCCCAGGCAUGUGUGCUUGA